AGUAAGUAAUAAUUGUUAUGAAGUAACAAUAUGUAAAUCGUACUCUUUCUACUCUUCGUAGUAAAAUUUUUGUUUAGAAUUAUAAUUGGUAAAUAGUUUGUAAUCAAUCGUGUAACAUUCUUCAUCCGUCCUACUGGAUAAAUUAACUAUUUCCAGUUAAGUCAACAACUAUGGUUUUCAUAAUCCAUUUUAAAUUCGGACUGUAAUAUUGUUCACAACACUCGGAAGUUUGAGUUGAACAUCACCAUGGCUGCUACUAGGGAACGUCGUACAAAUGCUGGUAACAAAUUGGCACGUUUAUUAGACGAAGAAGAAGAAGAUGACUUUUAUAAAACUACAUAUGGUGGUUUUAAUGAAGAAGAUGAAGAUAACGAUUUUCAUUUUGUUGAUGAAGAAGCACCUGAUGAAGUUGAUUCAGAUUUUAGCAUUGACGAAAACGAUGAAGUCAUAUCUGAUGUUGAAGAUGAAGAUAAACCUCAGAAAAAAUUUAAUAGGUAUCAAGAACCCAAAACACCAAAACCAAUUGAACCAAAAGAAGCCCCUAAAAGAAAACGUUCAAGAACAGAAAAAGUUGUUGCUGAGACAUCAUAUGAACGAAAAUCAAUCCGCCAAUCAACAGCAGUCAAAUCUCAGGAAACAAUAGAACGUAUCAAAGAACGUGAUAGUAAUAUUAAACGAAUUAAGCCAAAACCUCCAGAAGAAAUGCCUUCUCAGCAAGAACUACUAGAAGAAGCGAAACUAACAGAAGAAGAGAAUUUAAAGUCAUUAGAAAAAUUUGAAAAAUUAGAGUUAGCUCGGAAACAAACUAGAGCAAAACCCCGUGUGUCAUUUCUGACGUCAGUUAAAUUUUGUAGUACAUCAUGUCCACUUUUUAAUGAUUAUGAUUGUGUAAACGUUGAGAUAGAUGAUCAAGAUGAAAAACGUAAGAGAGGUCAGUAUUUUGAGCGAACUACUAUCACUGUGAAUGAACCUCAUGAGUUUGAACGAAUGUUCCCCAAGAAAGUAGCAAAACAGCCCAGGUUACCCAGACGUUGUGUAUUUACUGAAGAAUUUGCUCGGUACAGGGAUCCAUUGACAGGUCACCCAUAUAAAAAUCAAAAAAUUUUUUCAAUAUUGAGAUCUGUGUACUCUAUGCAUUUAGAUGAAGCCUUUAGUAAAAAAUAAAAU
This is a messenger RNA of Sipha flava (yellow sugarcane aphid), 1167 nucleotides long. RefSeq names its product vacuolar protein sorting-associated protein 72 homolog (gene YL-1). The record is from RefSeq and is a predicted model, not a curated record. Gene Ontology annotation, cellular component: nucleus. The transcript has 3 exons. Lineage: Eukaryota; Metazoa; Arthropoda; Insecta; Hemiptera; Aphididae. Gene Ontology annotation, molecular function: ATP-dependent H2AZ histone chaperone activity. Bases 247 to 1164 code for a protein of 305 amino acids. Gene Ontology annotation, biological process: chromatin remodeling; regulation of DNA-templated transcription.